Messenger RNA from Tachysurus fulvidraco (yellow catfish), 2128 nucleotides. RefSeq names its product mucin-2-like. The transcript has 2 exons. NCBI's taxonomy places the organism in Eukaryota, Metazoa, Chordata, Actinopteri, Siluriformes, Bagridae. Bases 422 to 2128 code for a protein of 568 amino acids. The record is from RefSeq and is a predicted model, not a curated record.
AACCUUGACAUCUACAACACCACCAACAACUAGGUCUGCAACAAGUACAAUUCCAGAGACAACCACAGCUACAACUGAAGCAUCCACUACAACUCCAAAAACAGUAUCUGACACCAUAAAUUUAUACACAACACAAGCUAAUACAAGCACAGCAACAACAGCAGCAGAAACAACUGGAGAGACAACUACUAUCAACCCAGCAAGUACAAUUCAGAUUUCAGAGACAACAAGUGCUGCAACCGAAGCAUCCACUACAAAACCAACACCACCUCCAACAGCAGGAACAACUACAUUGACAAUAACUAGCACUGCAACAAGUACAAUUCCAGAGACAACCACAGCUACAUCUGAAGCAUCCACUACAAAACCAAUAGAAACAACUGCAGUGACAACUACUGUUAACCCAAGCACAAUUGCAGAAAUGACCACUGCUACAACCUUGACAUCUACAACACCACCAACAACAGCAGAAACAACUGCACAGACAACAACUAACACGCCAACAAGUACAAUUACUGAAACAACCACGACAGAAGAAAGAACCAAUGCUACAGCUGUAUCAUCCACUACAUUGACAAUUAGCACUGCAACAAGUACAAUUCCAGAGACAACCACUGCUACAACUGAAGCAUCCACUACAAAACCAACAACAGAAACAACUGCAGUGACAACUACUGUUAACCCAAGUACAAUUGCAGAAAUGACCACUGCUACAACCUUGACAUCUACAACACCACCAAUAACACCAGAAACAACAACCACAUUGACAACAACUAGCACUGCAACAAGUACAAUACCAGAGACAACCACUGCUACAUCUGAAGCAUCCACUACAAAACCAACACCAUCACCAACAGCAGGAACAACUACAUUGACAAUAACUAGCACUGCAACAAGUACAAUUCCAGAGACAACCACUGCUACAACUGAAGCAUCCACUACAAAACCAAACACAAAAACAACUGCAGUGACAACUACUGUUAACCCAAGUACAAUUGCAGAAAUGACCACUGCUACAACCUUGACAUCUACAACACCACCAACAACUAGCACUGCAACAAGUGCAAUUCCAGAGACAACCACUGCUACAACUGAAGCAUCCACUACAACAUCAAAAACAGUAUCUGACACCACAAUUUUAUACACAACACAAGCUAAUACAAGCACAGCAACAACAGCAGCAGAAACAACUGGGGAGACAACUACUAUCACCCCAGCAAGUACAAUUCAGAGUUCAGAGGCAACAAUUGCUGCAACUGAAGCAUCCACUACAAAAGCAACAACAGAAGCAACUGCAGUGACAACUACUGUUAACCCAAGUACAAUUGCAGAAACAACUGCACAGACAACAACUAACACCCCAACAAGUAUAAUUACUGAAACAACCACAACGGAAGAAAUAACCAAUUCUACAGCUGUAUCAUCCACUACAUUGACAACUAGCACUGCAACAAGUACAAUUCCAGAGACAACCACUGCUUCAACUGAAGCAUCCACUACAACACCAACAACAGUAUCUGACACCACAACUUUAAUCACAACAACUGGAGAGACAACUACUAUCACCCCAGCAAGUACAAUUCAGAGUUCAGAGACAAUAAGUGCUGCGACUGAAGCAUCCACUACAAAACCAACAACAGAAACAACUGCAGUGACAACUACUAUUAACCCAAGUACAAUUGCAGAAAUGACCACUGCUACAACCUUGACAUCUACAACACCACCAAUAACACCAGAAACAACAACCACAUUGACAACAACUAGCACUGCAACAAGUACAAUUCCAGAGACAACCACUGCUACAUCUGAAGCAUCCACUACAACACCAAAAACAGUAUCUGACACCACAAUUUUAUACAUAACACAAGCUAAUACAAGCACAGCAACAACAGCAGCAGAAACAACUGGAGAGACAACUACUAUCACUCCAGCAAGUACAAUUCAGAUUUCAGAGACAACAAGUGCUGCAACUGAAGCAUCCACUACAAAACCAACUACAGAAACAACUGCUCUGACAACUACUGUUAGCCCAAGUACAAUUGCAGAAAUGACCACUGCUACAACCUUGACAUCUACACCACCACCAACAACAGCAGAAACAACUGCACAGACAAAUUACCCCAAUUAA